Molecule: messenger RNA, 474 nt
Organism: Symbiodinium sp. CCMP2456
Lineage: Eukaryota; Dinophyceae; Suessiales; Symbiodiniaceae
Source: the annotation of a GenBank genome assembly
GUCGUUGGGCCUUGCAGCCGCGGCAGAUCGCUUCGGUACUCGUGCUUUGAGGAAGGCCAGUUUCGAUGCAAAGUCCCUGCUCGACGCCGCCUCCGAGGACACCGCAAAGGGCGAGGCUGCCUUGCUCGCGCUCUCGGCGGCGCUGACUAGCGAGGAAAAGGAGUCCUGGAUGGAGGAGCUGAAGCCCUGGCUGAGAAAGGCACUGGCGGAAGUCCCGACGUCUGGCGGGUGGGCAAAUGUGGCAAGUGUGGAUUGGCAGGCACAUCGUGGAUGGGAAGCGCUUCUGGGCCGUGCUGCUCCUGCCAUCUCUUUCCAGUCGUCCUCCUCUCCAGAGCCAGAUCGAUCGCCAUCGCCGCCACCGGAAAUGCUGGAUCCGACGCAGGCGCUCGAACCCGCCUUCGCCCGGGCGGCCGCGGCCGCGUCCGGACGCGCUGCACAGCAACUUCGCCGCUGUGCUUCCGUUGUGGAAACGUG